GGGCUGGGUCGGCGGAGCCCAGGGAGGCGCCGGGCAGCUCCCGGCUGCCCCCGGCCCCGAAGCCCCGUCGCGGGGAAAGGAGCGGGGGAGGUUUGGGGAGGACCCGCCGCGCAGGAGACGGGGUAGACCUUGGCUCUGCAUGUGCCCAGCUGGAGGGGGAGAUGACAACGCUAACACACCGAGGACGGCGUGCUGAGGCGGGAAGGAACUCGGACAAGAAGCCUGACAGCGAGGAAGAUGGGGCUGCGGACAGAAACCUGAAUGAUGAUGAUCCCGAUGACUCCAAAGACAUCCGCCUCACGCUCAUGGAGGAGGUGCUGCUCCUGGGGCUGAAGGACAAGGAGGGCUAUACCUCCUUCUGGAACGACUGCAUCUCUUCAGGCCUGCGGGGCGGCAUCCUCAUCGAGCUAGCUCUGCGCGGCCGGAUCCACCUGGAGCCGCUCUCCAUCAGGAAGAAGAGGCUGCUGGAAAGGAAGGUGCUCUUGAAGUCAGACACACCGACUGGUGAUGUCUUGCUGGAUGAGACCCUCCGACACAUCAAGGCCGUGGAGUCUGCGGAAACAGUGCAGACCUGGAUAGAGCUGCUCACUGGAGAGACCUGGAACCCCUUCAAGCUGCAGUACCAGCUGAGGAACGUGCGCGAGCGCAUUGCCAAGGCGCUGGUGGAGAAGGGCAUUCUCACCACAGAGAAGCAGAAUUUCCUGCUCUUCGACAUGACCACCCACCCUGUCAGCAACGCCACCGAGAAGCAGCGCUUGGUGAAGAAGCUCCAGGAGAGCAUGCUGGAGCGGUGGGUGAAUGACCCCCGCCGCAUGGACCGCAGGACUCUGGCUCUCCUGGUGCUGGCCCACUCCUCAGAUGUGCUGGAGAACGUUUUUGCCAGCCUGGCAGAUGACAAGUACGAUGUGGCAAUGAACAGGACCAAGGACCUCCUCGAUAUGGACCCCGAGGUGGAAGCAGCCAAAGCCAGGGGUGCAGAAAUGAUCUGGGCUGUCCUGGCAGCCUUCAAUAAGUCCUAAAAAUCCCCCAGACUUGCUAAACCAGAUGGGGAAGCCUCACCCCACCUUGAUGUGAGGCCAGGGGUAUUUGGGCGUGGAGUUCCUGCAGUAGUGGGUAGGCUCAGCGUGGGGAGACUGGGGGCGGGUUUCGCUCUCCCCCCCUGGGCAGGGGUGGGAGGGUGAGAGCCCACCUAUGUGGGCAGGUCGCACGCUCCUCCAUAGGCCAGUGCCUCCAGGGAGAGGUGGCAGUGGCUUGUCGCUCCCCUUCCAGUGCUCCUUGCCAGUGGGCUUCCUCCUUGGACCAGUGCAGAGCUGGGAGGUGGCAGAGCCCAGCCCUGCCUCUGCGUGCAGGAGCUGAGCUGCGUGGAUGGGCCAAACCCUGGCAGAAACAGGUCAAAUCCCAGCAGAAGUGGGACUGUGGCGCAGCCUGUGCUCCCCGUGUGCUCCUGGUGAGAUGGCUUGUCUGGCCACCUCCAUGGCUCCCUCUCCCACACCCAGGUCUUGCCUUUGCGCUGCCUGGGCAGCGCAGCUCCCCGUGCAGGGCACGCCAGCAUCCUCCUGGGGCAGGUACGGGCAGGGGAGCGGGCAGGGGAGCAGGCAGGGGGCUGGUCCGGGGGUGUCUGGCGGUUGGGGCCACCCCACAUGCCAGCUGGCAUGCGUAGCCAUUGAGGAGCAGCUCUGCAAAGACUGUGGAGCCCUGUCCCAGGCUGUUCCCAUUGCACACCUGCUCUUUCUAAGUAAGAGGAAAAGAUAAACGGUGAUUUUGGUUCUUUUUUUUUUUUUUACACACAUACCCCCACCCCGCCCACCCCCCUUCCUCCACCACUUUAAUGUCCUGUGGUUCAUUUUAAUGCAUUUCCCUGCAGCCCUA
This is a messenger RNA of Phalacrocorax carbo (great cormorant), 1869 nucleotides long. The record is from RefSeq and is a predicted model, not a curated record. Lineage: Eukaryota; Metazoa; Chordata; Aves; Suliformes; Phalacrocoracidae.